AUGGGUUCGUUCAAUCAAUCGAGACGUUUGAAAAAUUUGCAAAAUUUAAAAAGUGGCGCGAUGAAACUUCCCCGUCAUUGGUCUAAGAUGUUGGGACUUGUGAACAUCAGUAAAGCGACUAUUGAGGAAUUAUUUCAGGCUGCUGAAAGCGGAAAUGUCGAUGACUUCAUGCGAUUGUACCUCAGUGAGCCUUCUCGUCUUGCUGUGCGCGAUGGAAGGGGUCGUACAGCUGCACAUCAAGCCUCUGCUCGAAACAACACUAAUAUAUUGCAUUUCAUCAAUAACUACGCUGGAGACCUUAACGCUAAGGAUAACGCCGGGAACACACUGCUCCACGUGGCUGUCGAGAAUGAAGCCCUCGACGCUAUAGAGUAUUUGUUGCAGCAACACGUCGAAACUUCUGUCCUCAACGAGAAGUGUCAAGCUCCAAUACACAUGGCAACUGAACUAAAUAAGGUAUCCGUACUUCAAGUGUUUGCGAAGUACAAGUCCUUGUUCAACGUCAACCAAGGUGGCGAACACGGCAGAACGGCUCUUCAUUUCGCUGCAAUACACGACCACGAUCUCUGCGCCAAAAUAUUGAUAACCGAUCUGGACGCUGAAUGGAAGAAGCCUUGCAACAACGGUUACUAUCCCAUUCACGAGGCGGCAAAAAAUGCUUCAUCAAGGACUAUAGAAGUGUUCCUGCAGUGGGGCGAACAAAGAGGGUGUACUAGGGAGCAAAUGAUUUCCCUUUACGACAACGAAGGCAACGUCCCUUUACACUCAGCCGUUCAUGGAGGUGAUAUCAAGGCCGUAGAGCUGUGUCUUCGAUCCGGAGCAAAAAUAUCCACACAGCAACAUGAUCUGUCAACACCUGUGCACUUAGCUUGCGCUCAAGGAGCACUCGACAUCGUGAAGUUAAUGUUUACUAUGCAACCAAAAGAGAAGCAUGCGUGUCUGACAUCCUGUGACGUACAGAAAAUGACGCCUAUUCAUUGUGCCGCCAUGUUCGACCACCCGGAGAUCGUAAACUAUUUAAUCAACGAAGGCUCUGAUAUCAACCCUCUGGAUAAGGAGCGAAGGUCCCCUUUACUUUUGGCUGCAUCUAGGGCGGGAUGGCGUACGGUUCACACUUUGAUACGCUUGGGUGCUGACAUACAACUAAAGGACAUAAACAGUCGCAACGUGUUGCAUCUGGUCGUCAUGAAUGGUGGUCGCCUAGAGGAUUUCGCUGCGAGCUGCAAGGAUCACUGCGAGAAAAGUCUCUUACAACUGUUGAACGAAAAAGACAACACCGGGUGCUCGCCACUACACUACGCGAGUCGUGAAGGUCACAUCAGGUCUUUGGAGAACUUGAUACGCUUGGGAGCUUGCAUCAAUCUCAAGAACAAUAACAAUGAGAGUCCAUUGCAUUUCGCUGCAAGAUACGGACGCUUUCACACCGCCUGUCAACUCCUCGAUUCUGAUAAAGGCACUUUCAUUAUCAAUGAGAGUGACGGCGAAGGCCUAACUCCUUUACAUAUAGCUUCACGCGAAGGACAUACAAGAGUCGUGCACUUAUUAUUAAACCGCGGGGCCUUGCUUCAUCGAGAUCAUAAUGGAAGAAACCCUUUGCAUCUGGCCGCUAUGAGUGGAUAUACAAAAACCAUUGAACUGUUGCAUUCUGUUCAUUCUCAUUUGUUGGACCAGAUUGAUAAGGAUGGGAAUACUUCUCUUCAUUUGGCCACAAUGGAGAAUAAGCCGUCGUCCAUUGCUUUGCUAUUGUCUAUGGGCUGUCGACUAAGCUAUAAUAAUAUGGAUAUGAGCGCAAUAGAUUACGCUAUAUACUACAAGUUCCCUGAAGCCGCUCUUGCUAUGGUCACUCAUGAGCAAAGAGCCAAAGAAGUUAUGGCCUUACGUUCAGAUCGCCAUCCUUGCGUGACCUUGGCUCUCAUCGCCUACAUGCCGCGAGUCUUUGAAGCUGUACAAGAUAAGUGCAUUACCAAAGCCAACUGCAAGAAGGAUUCAAAAAGCUUCUAUAUCAAGUACAGCUUCGAGGCGCUCUGCCCUCAAUUGAUGGACGAGGACGGAACUAGGAAAUCUCAACAGGCCCAGCAAAUACCUUUACCGGCUCUCAACGCGAUGGUAGCACACGGGCGUGUAGAGCUAUUGGCGCAUCCCUUGAGCCAAAAAUACCUGCAAAUGAAGUGGAAUUCCUAUGGAAAAUACUUUCAUCUCGUGAAUGUGCUGUUCUAUUGUAUUUUCCUGAUCUUCGUCACUGUGUAUUCAUAUCUUCUGAUGGAGCACGUGAAUCCAAUAAAUAAAAGGGAAAGGAGUCGGGUUGGUGAUGUCUAUUACAAUUACACCGCUACAAAUCGAACACAAACAAACUGGGAUAUUGAUGCAGAUUUCGAAGCCAUCUUAAUUAUGUAUACAAGCUCUGUGGUUAUUAUGGUUUAUAUUUCCGUCUGUAUGAUGCGGGAAGCAUAUAAUUUAAAGCAGCAAAAAUGGCAUUACAUAGUGGACCCAUCUAACCUUGUAUCUUGGACAUUGUAUAUUAGUGCCACUAUAACAGUAUUUCCAACUCUCUAUGGACAUUAUAGUAAUUAUCAGUUCUCAGCGGCAUCGAUAACCGUAUUCCUGUCUUGGUUCGAACUGUUAUUGCUGCUCCAACGUUUCGAUCAAGUCGGGAUCUACGUUGUGAUGUUUCUCGAAAUACUCCAGACUCUCAUCAAAGUGUUGAUGGUUUUCUCCAUUCUGAUCAUCGCGUUCGGCCUGGCCUUUUACAUUUUGCUCUCUAAAGUGGGUUCAGUCGAAAUGGGGAAUCACCUUUCUUUCAGCAACAUCCCUAUUGCUUUGAUGAGAACAUUCGCUAUGAUGCUUGGUGAAUUAGAUUUUGUCGGAACUUAUGUGCAGCCCUACUACAAGGAUGACUCUGAUAUAAUUCUGCCUUUCCCGAUACCGACGUUCAUAAUCCUUGCUCUGUUCAUGAUUUUGAUGCCCAUACUUCUAAUGAACUUGCUUAUUGGUUUGGCCGUUGGUGAUAUUGAGAGUGUUAGGAGAAACGCUCAGCUGAAACGGCUGGCUAUGCAGGUCGUCUUACAUACCGAACUUGAAAGAAAACUACCAGCAUUCCUAUUGGAGAAAGUCGACAAACUAGAACUGAUCGAAUACCCAAAUAAUAAGAAAUGUAAACUCGGAUUUUUGGAUUUAAUCUUGCAUAAAUGGUUUUGUAAUCCUUUCACAGAAGAUACUGGCUUGGACUUAGUUUUGGAGAACAACGACGAUUACGUAACGGAACAAAUGGAAAAGCAGAAGCGUAAAUUCCGUGAGAUGCAGAAUGUAUUGGACCAACAAUAUUUACUACUCCGGCUAAUUGUGCAGAAAAUGGAAAUCAAAACCGAAGCCGACGAUGUGGACGAAGGCGUAUCGCCGAAUGACACUAAAGUGGUUCCCCGCUGGAGCUCUCAUAGGAACCGCAAGAAGUUGCAUUCGGCCCGAGCUGCUUCAUUUAACAAGUCGACCUGAUUUGCGCAUCUUUUUAGUUUCAAAUUGAAAUAGAGAUAUUUCUCAUUCAUCACAACACGUAGCUCUGAGAUUUCUAAUUUUUUUUUUAUUGGGUCACACACGAUUUGGCGGCGUGAAAAAUCGCAGUUUAAGCCUUUAUUGCUCUCCAGUCACUCCGCAAUCACGGCCUUAAGCACCCGGUACCGGACACUUUAGAACGUCCUAAAAUCACCUCCCUCAAAUUAGACUUGCGGUACAAACAACAAUAUAAGCUGUAAAAUAUAAGUGUGAUUCCACAAAUGAAUAUACGACGUAGUCUGGCCC
Bombyx mandarina (wild silkworm) is the source of this 3792-nucleotide messenger RNA. It is a transcript of the gene TrpA1, whose product is annotated as Transient receptor potential cation channel A1. Gene Ontology annotation, molecular function: protein binding; monoatomic ion channel activity. Gene Ontology annotation, cellular component: transmembrane transporter complex; membrane. Gene Ontology annotation, biological process: monoatomic ion transmembrane transport. Lineage: Eukaryota; Metazoa; Arthropoda; Insecta; Lepidoptera; Bombycidae. The record is from RefSeq and is a predicted model, not a curated record.